Molecule: messenger RNA, 3657 nt
Organism: Diachasmimorpha longicaudata
Lineage: Eukaryota; Metazoa; Arthropoda; Insecta; Hymenoptera; Braconidae
Gene: Tmep
Product: transmembrane protein 184B
Exons: 6
Coding region: 305-1606 (433 amino acids)
Biological process (GO): transport
Cellular component (GO): membrane
Molecular function (GO): transporter activity
Source: RefSeq, a predicted model, not a curated record
AACAAUUUCCAUCCGCGAAUAGUCUUGCGCCCUCCGUAUAACGUGAACUGGAUUCGAUAAAAGUGGUUGUGUCGCACCUAUUUAACCGAAAUGUCGGGUGAAAGCAGGCAAAUUAAUCGAAGUAACAGCAGAUUCUGCUUAUUUUCGUGCUGAUUUGAGAAAAAUCGGAGAUUUUGAGGGCUCAAUCGGACUUUCGCAGGACAUACGCCUCUUUGUGGAUCGGCAGGGGAAACAGCUUGGAUUCUGUGGAAUUUAGGAUCGAGUCUUCCCAGAUAUAAGACUGUCCCAGCUCGGGAUUGGAGGUAUGAGCUCUAAUGCAACGACAGCUGAGGCUGUCUCGGCAAUGACUGAUAGUGUCACGCAGAGUGGUGCCAUGGGGGUUACCAGCACCAUUGCCAGUGGAAUCAUUGAUAAUGAGAAUAAUGAACCGAUCUUUUUACAAACACGAGCUGCCCAGGGCAUCUCAGGAGCUUUUGUGUGGCUCGCUCUGUUUAUCACCUGCCAACAGAUCUACCAGCACCUGAGGUGGUACACAAAUCCCACUGAGCAACGAUGGAUAGUCCGUAUAUUAUUCAUUGUCCCAAUCUACGCCACCUACUCCUGGAUAUCACUCCUAUUCUUCAACAGCGAGGGUUACUACGUGUACUUCUUUACAGUGCGUGACUGCUAUGAAGCAUUUGUAAUAUACAAUUUCUUGUCCCUGUGCUACGAGUACCUGGGUGGUGAGGGUAAUAUCAUGUCCGAAAUACGUGGAAAGCCAAUAAGAUCAAAUUGUCUCUACGGCACAUGGUGUCUCGUUGAGAAGACGUACACCAUUGGCUUUCUGAGAUUCUGCAAACAGGCGACUCUGCAAUUUUGCUUCGUCAAACCGGUUAUGGCAUUCGUCAUAAUAAUCCUGCAGUCAUUUGGCCAUUAUCGCGAUGGAGACUGGUCACCCGAUGGUGGAUACAUUUAUGCAACUAUUAUCUACAAUAUCAGUGUUUCACUCGCACUUUAUGGACUGUUUUUGUUCUACUUCGCUACGAGGGAUUUGCUGACUCCUUUCGAACCGGUUCUUAAGUUCUGCACCGUGAAGAGUGUCAUCUUUCUGUCAUUCUGGCAAGGAGUUCUUCUCGCCGUAUUUGAAAAGGCAAAUGUCAUAUCACCAGUGAUUGACAGCAUGGGACACGCUACAAACACAGGAACAGUAUCGGCUGGCUAUCAGAAUUUUCUUAUUUGCAUUGAGAUGCUCUUCGCAGCGAUUGCACUGCGUUAUGCAUUUCCUUAUCAGGUGUACGCAGCCGGCUGCGUGACAGACUCACGAGGCCGAAGUGUCACGAUGCAGAGUAUCAGCAGUAGCUUGAAGGAAACUAUGAACCCCAAGGAUAUUAUGACCGAUGCCAUCCACAAUUUCCAUCCUCAGUAUCAGCAAUACACGCAGUACAGCUCUGGUGGUACUAAGAAUCAGCGUGGAAUGCGAGUAUCGAGCUACGACCCCGAUGAUCCGCAAAAUAUGCCAGUACCACCGCCCCAAAGACGAAAUACCUCGCAUCAGCGUGUUGCCACGAUCUCGCAAAAUUACAAUGAAAAAACAAUGCUGCUGAGCAGUGACGAUGAAUUUCAAUAGAAGAUCUGGAUUUCACCGAUGGAACCCACCAUGACAAUGAAAAAUAAUUUAAUGAAAAUCAUGAAAAUGGUAAGAACUUGAAACCUAAAUCGAGGAGAUUAUUUAGAAGAAUUAAAUAUCUCCUGUACUUCAAUGGAUUCAUUUAUUCGCUGCAUUUAUUUUUCCAUAAAUAAUAGGGAAUUUGAAUCUCGUUCGAGAAUAAAUGCGCUAGUGACUAGUUGAAUUGAAAAAUGUUGAAGUUGGUGUGGAUUACGUACAUUAUUCAUUGACGAAAUGAUGUUUAAAAAAAUGUUAUUGCGUUACAAGGUAUCAUAAUAGUUUAGGAAAUUAAUCAUACUGUUUUUUUUUUAUUAAUUGAUGGUCAUCAGAGCUGGGUAAUGCUCCGUAAAAAUCGAAUAUUGAAGGAUAUCUUGGGCAGCUGUCAACGGCGAAGCGAUAAAGUUGAAGCUGGCAGAGCUCUUAAUGCAGUUUUUCAGAAAUGUAUCCAUAUCGGAAGGAGAUAUCGAAAUUUUUGUUAUAACUUUUUUGCGGAGUAACUUGAGGAAUAUAAAAAAGAUCGUAACAAAAAUUUUGAUAGCCGCCUUCAAUGUCGAGUUAUCGCUUCGCUACUGAAAUAAUAUUCAUUGUAUUCACGUCUCGACUAGAAAAGAUUUUUUUUCCUCGGCUAGACCUUCUCGAUCUAUUUUUUUUUAAAUAAAAAAUAUGUAUUCAAUAAUUUUCAUUAAUUUAUCUAUUUCACCAUUCUUUUCAAUUUCAAUACAUCAACAACAACCCAAUUGACUUUAACUCAGCUGUGAUGUGCCUCAAACCCGAACGAUCACAAUUUGCGAAAAUGCGGAUCUUCACUGAGGGGAAAAAAUGACAACAUAUAAUACAUUAAUUUAUUAUCUCUCAUAACCAAUUAUUUGAUUCAUCUCUCAUUAAUACUUGUACAAACAUACCAAAGUACUUACACACUACUAAAAAUAAGUAUAUCUAUAAUUUUUUCAUGAUUACAAUCAAUUAUUUAUUCACAUUAAUGAAUUCAAAAAAUAUAAAGAUUUGUUUUUUAUUUGCUAACCGCAAAAUAAUAAAAUAUAAAAAGAAAAACAAAUUCAAUCAACGGGCUUAGGAAAACGGUUGACACAUAAGUCGUUCGCGAUUUAAUCUUCCGGGGACAAUUGAACAGUGACAAGCUGAUGAAGCCCACUAGGCAAAACUGAAGGAAAACGAAAGAAUGAUAAUAAUUGAUGAAGAGAGGAUAAAUGAUACGUUAAAUAAUUUAGCUUCUGAGCCAACAGACUAUCUUCGCGUCCUAAUAAAAAACUAAUAUAUGUAUAUAUCGUUAACAUAGAUUGUAUUUACAGAUUAAUAAAUUUGCGCGGGAGAUAAAGAUUACCGCGGCAAAUGAUAAUUAAGAUCAGUUCAAUGGCGAAAUGAUGAAAUGAGAAAGAUUCAUUUGAAUUUCUCUCGGUUCAGAAAUAUUUGAUAAUUUGUUUUGUGCAAAACAACAAGACUUCUAUUUGGUUCCAACAUUUGUACGAAUAAAUCAUCUAAAAGUUGAAUGAAAAAUUAAUUUUUUUGCAAAUAUCUUCAUCCCAUCAAAGGGAGACAACUAAAAUGUUUUGGAAGCUCUUUCCACUGUAUCCAAUGUGUUCUUUAAAAAAAUUCUUAUUUGCGCUGUCUCUCUGCUCUAAAGAUAGUUACAAGUAACUUCUAUUUCAAGAAGCGAAAUUUUUAUGCCUAAAAAUGUUAAUAACCUUCAUUGUACCUCUCACCCGAACCGCCUCUUCACAUUUCGCUACUGAAUCAAAAAAAUGUCCAAUAAAGAAAAAUCAAGUGGAUGUGUGUUCGAUCCCCGCCCACGUAUUCCUCAAAAAAAUAUAAAGCCCCUCUAGAACAGCCAAAAGAAAAGGAAUGAAAACGCAAAAAAAACGAAACUAAAUCACCGAGAUUUUGUUACUCCCCCAUAUCCGAAUGAUUUGUUACCCCUUCCCCUGAACUCCCCAAAGAGACCUGUUAGAGGAGUCUGUAAGCAUCAAAUAAAUAUUUUUAUCUCAAUCUCUCCUUAA